Messenger RNA from Bicyclus anynana (squinting bush brown), 1896 nucleotides. RefSeq names its product UDP-glucosyltransferase 2 (gene UGT44A1). NCBI's taxonomy places the organism in Eukaryota, Metazoa, Arthropoda, Insecta, Lepidoptera, Nymphalidae. Gene Ontology annotation, molecular function: UDP-glycosyltransferase activity. The transcript has 4 exons. The record is from RefSeq and is a predicted model, not a curated record. The coding region runs from base 107 to 1684 and encodes 525 amino acids.
UACCUCAUAGCAUCUACCUAUUAUUAGUUGGAUACGCAAGCUACCAUCGAGUAUCAACGCAACGGCCUAGUAACCACAGCGCAGCGCUGCAAAACGAACGUACAAAAUGACAAAACUCGCCCUCGUGUAUUACUUCGUCGCUCAAAUAUUCGCCGCGGAAGCUUACAGAAUACUCGGAAUAUUCCCGUCCCUAGAUCGAAACAACUACCUCACGUACCGCGGUUUGUUUCGUGAACUAGCAAAUCGGGAACACGAUGUGACCCUCAUAAGCCACUUUCUAAUGCCCGACCCGCCGGCCGGCUAUCGGGAUGUGCAACUCAGUGAUAAACAUGUGUACAAAGGACUGUCUUUCGAAUCUGUUAUAGUGAAUGAGAUAUCGCGAGUGCCUUUCGAGACGUUAGUGUCGACUAAAGCGGGGAACGACGACUGCAAGACGCUUAUGAACAAUCAUGACGUGAUACACAUGAUAAGAAGUCGUCCUCGAUUCGAUGUGAUAAUUGUGGAAUCUUAUAAUAGUGAUUGCGCGAUCGCACUGGCGGCAAAUUUGAGCGCGCCGUACAUUGGGUUUAACCCUCAGCCGCUCCAUCCAUGGCAUUAUAAUAGAUUGGGGAUUAAUUUCAAUUCCGCAUACGUGCCCCAGUCGUUGCUACCUUUUGGAAAGCAGCCGUGGUUCUUUGACCGCGUGAAAAGCUUCAUAUUAUACUAUGUUACUAAUUGGGUGUACUACAUUGGAUCGCAAGUGACAGAUCAUGUGUAUCUAUACAAGUAUUUGGGGGACGAUCUGGAUACACUGGAGAGCAUAGCGUCCAAUGCGAGCUUGGUGUUUGUAAACACACACAAAUCAGUAUUUGGCGGCGUCGCGCGCCCUGAUAACGUCGUGGACAUUGGCGGAAUACACAUUAGACCUCCAAAGGUUAUCCCCACGGAAAUUGAGCGAUUCAUAAACGAAGCUGAGCAUGGCGUGAUCUAUGUAAACUUGGGCUCUACUGUCAAGGACUCCACGCUGCCCAUAGAUAAACUAAACGAGCUAGUGUCCACAUUCAGACGAUUGGCUCUCAGAGUACUUUGGAAGUGGGAUGGAGCUAAUUUAGAGAAUCUGCCAAGAAACAUAAUGACUAUGAAAUGGCUGCCACAAUAUGACAUUUUGAAACACGAGAACGUGAAAGCAUUCAUUUCGCACGCUGGGAUACUCAGCACUAUCGAAGCGUUGGAUGUUGGUAUACCAGUCGUCGCCAUUCCCUUGUUCGGAGACCAGUACGGCAAUGCUGCUGCCCUGGUAGAUGCGGGAGUAGCAAAUUUAAUAACAUACGACAAUUUGCGGAGGGAACUGCUAUUAGACGCAAUUAAUGAAGUUUUGGAUCCAUCAUGGCAACAACAAGCGAAACUCGUUUCCCGAAAGUGGCACGACCGUCCGAUGUCGCCACUUGAGAGCGCCAUCUAUUGGAUCGAAUACGUAGCACGUUACAAUGGAACACCAAACUUAGUAGCGACAUCUGCUGGUGUACCGUGGUACCAACAACUCCAGCUUGAUGUGUUGGCAUUCGUUGGACUUGUCUCAUACAUUCUACUGUACGUUUUGUGCAAAAUAUUGAACGUAUGUUGCUGUUGUUGUUGCCGAAACGAUACAACAACUGACGAGACGGUUUCUGAAGAAAGAAGACAGAAAAUUGUUAAGUUUGAAUAAUUAAAGUAUUUGAAGUCAAUGUGAAGAGACGUUGGAGAGAAAACUAGUGUUUUUUGUUUUGUAAAUAAAUAAUUAUUUUUAGUUAUAGGUACUAAACGGCUUUAACUUUGCAGAAUUACAUAUUGAAAAGUGCAUAGAUACUUAUACUGCAAAAUACUAAUAGACUGGUGACUUGGCUUAAGUAUUUAUUAAUAAAUAUAAUUUGUUACAAA